Molecule: messenger RNA, 6113 nt
Organism: Hemibagrus wyckioides
Lineage: Eukaryota; Metazoa; Chordata; Actinopteri; Siluriformes; Bagridae
Gene: dab2ipa
Product: DAB2 interacting protein a
Exons: 16
Coding region: 183-3758 (1191 amino acids)
Biological process (GO): regulation of GTPase activity
Source: RefSeq, a predicted model, not a curated record
UCUCUCUGUGAUUCAGGAGCAGUUCUGACUUGCAGGAGAUCUGAGGUGAACUGCAACAAGAAGAAGUGGAAGUUGUUUUAUUUUCUGAUCUGUAAAAGACUGGAGAGGGGAGAACUGGAGACCAGGCUGCUCCAGUUGAAAGAGGGUGAAAGUGUGUGUGAGUGUGUGAUAUUGGAAAGGCCAUGUCUGCGGUGGUGAGGAGAGCACUGGGGAGGAGGUGUCACUAUUACGGGCUGCUGGCUCGCACCAGGCACUGGAGGCAGGGCCGCUCACGCAGCAGGAGUAGAGCAGCCAACAAGGAGUCGCCUUCUGAGCGGGUGGGCCGUCGACGCAGCAUGCCUGGCACCACUACCAUGGACAAAGCUUCGUCCACCAUCGAGGAGGCCUCCUCUGCGGCCCUGAGAGUCACGGGCUUCCUGAGCCGAAGGUUGAAAGGCUCCAUCAAACGCACCAAGAGCCAGCCCAAGCUUGACCGCAACAGCAGCUUCAGGAACAUCCUCCCGGCCUUCAAGAACACCGACAAUGACAGAUCCCAUCUGAUGCCGAGGCUGAAAGAGUCGAGGUCUCACGAGUCGUUGCUCAGUCCCAGCAGUGCAGUGGAAGCUCUGGAUCUCAGUAUGGAGGAGGAAGUACUCAUCAAGCCCGUACACAGCAGCAUCCUGGGACAGGACUUCUGUUUCGAGGUAACUACAUCAACAGGAAGUAAAUGCUUCUCUUGUCGGUCAGCAGCAGAAAGAGAGAAAUGGAUGGAGAACCUCAGGCGAGCCGUGCAUCCCAACAAGGACAACAGUCGGCGGGUAGAGAAUAUGCUAAAAUGUUGGAUUAUUGAAGCCAAGGAUUUGCCAGCCAAGAAAAAGUACUUCUGUGAACUGUGUCUCGAUGACACACUUUAUGCUCGGACUACCUGCAAGCUCAAAACGGACAAUGUUUUCUGGGGUGAACAUUUCGAGUUCAACAAUCUGCCACCGGUCAAGAGCAUCACAGUGCACCUUUACAAAGAGACGGACAAGAAGAAGAAGAAGGACAAGAACAACUACGUGGGCCUGGUGAACAUUCCAGUGGCUGCAGUGACGGGACGGCAGUUUGUGGAGAAGUGGUACACAGUCAGCACUCCCAACCCCAGCAAGGGCAAAGCCCCGGGGCCCAUGGUGCGCAUGAAAUGCCGCUACCAGAGUAUGAGCAUCCUCCCUAUGGAGCUGUACAAAGAGUUUGCUGAGUACAUCACCAACAACUACAUGCUCCUUUGCUCAGUGCUCGAGCCAGCAAUCAGUGUGAAGAGCAAGGAGGAGAUGGCCUGUGCACUCGUGCAUAUUCUCCAGAGCACUGGCAAGGCUAAGGACUUCCUGACCGAUCUGAUGAUGUCUGAGGUAGAUCGCUGUGGAGACAACGAGCACCUGAUCUUUCGGGAGAACACUCUGGCCACCAAAGCCAUUGAAGAAUAUCUCAAACUGGUGGGCCAGAAGUACCUGCAGGACGCUUUAGGUGAGUUCAUCAAAGCGCUUUACGAAUCAGAUGAAAACUGCGAAGUCGAUCCAUCGAAGUGUUCCUCCAGUGACCUAGCCGAGCACCAGGGCAAUCUGAAGAUGUGCUGUGAGCUCGCUUUCUGCAAGAUCAUCAACUCCUACUGUGUGUUUCCACGUGAGCUGAAGGAGGUGUUUGCGUCCUGGAGGCAGGAGUGCAGUAACCGCGGCCGGCCGGACAUCAGCGAGCGGCUGAUCAGUGCCUCGCUCUUCCUGCGCUUCCUGUGUCCCGCUAUCAUGUCCCCGUCCCUCUUCGACCUCAUGCAGGAAUAUCCUGACGACCGCACAGCGCGUACGCUCACCCUCAUCGCCAAGGUCACGCAGAACCUCGCUAACUUCACCAAGUUUGGCAGUAAGGAGGAGUACAUGUCCUUCAUGAACCAGUUCCUGGAGCAUGAGUGGACCAACAUGCAGCGCUUCCUGCUGGAGAUCUCCAACCCAGAGACCAUCUCCAACACAGCAGGCUUUGAGGGCUACAUAGACCUGGGCAGAGAGCUCUCCACUCUUCACUCGUUACUGUCUGAGGCUGUUGCUCAGCUCGACCAGAGCACAGCGACUAAACUGGGGCCUCUGGUACGGAUCCUGAGGGACGUAAAUGUGGCCCUGACUAAUCCCACCGGAGUGCCAGUGUCCUCUCCUACAGAGCGCGUGGGUUCUCCCAGCAUGCCCGGCUGUAGCGUUUCAACCGGUCUGCACAAGUUAGUCAUGGACUCGGAGCUCAGCGGGUUGGUGGAUUUCACCCGACUGCCCUCUCCGACCCCGGAGAACAAGGAUCUGUUCUUUGUGACUAGGGCCUCAGGAGUCCAGGCAUCUCCAGCUCGCAGCUCCAGCUACUCAGAGGCCAAUGAGCCAGACAUGCAGAUCUCCAAUGGCAGCAAGAGUCUGUCCAUGGUGGACCUACAGGACAGCAGAAGUGUUGAGAGCAGCGUUAAUACAGUGUCCAGUGACCCUACCAAUGAUACCCAGGGCACCAGUGCAUGGGCUGCCCGUACUCUGAAAGGUGGCACAGCUGGAGGCCCUACCCUGAGGAAGAGUGGGCAAACACCCACUACACCAGGCAUAGAGACUGCACCAGGCCGGCCACAGCUGUUAGCACCUCUCUGCUUCCAGAACCCUGUGUACCAGAUGGCAGCUGCUAUGCCAGUGUCUCCACGUGGCACAGCUGAUUCAGGUUCAGAAUGCCAAAGCUCCACCGGCUCCCAGGGCAAUCCUGAGGAUGUGGCCACACUAGGGAUUAAGCCCACAUUCAUCACGCAAGCCAGCAUGGGUACAGGGUCUGGAAGUGGAGGAGCAGGAGCAAGUACCAGUGAUGACUUUGCGAGGCGUUCUGGUGAGUUUACACGAAGACAGAUGUCCCUUACAGAAACUCAGCACCAAUCCAACGUCCCAAGACAGAACAGCUCUGGUCCACAGAGGCGGAUUGAUCAGCCUCCUCCGCCCACAGUCACUCGAGGACGCACUCCUCCCAGCAUGCUCAAUACUGCACCCUAUCCACGGCCCUCUAGUGGCAGCAUGAUGUCAUCGUCAUCUCCUGAUUGGCCCAGCAAUGGAGCCAGACUGAGGCAGCAGUCCUCAUCGUCUAAAGGAGACAGUCCUGAGACCAAACAACGGACAAUGCACAAACAGGCCCCAUCUCCAGUGAAUCCCAGUGCUCUGGACCGCACUGCUGCAUGGUUGCUAAAUAUGAACGCGCAGUAUCUAGAGCAGGAGGGAAUUGACCCAGAUUCCAAACACAGGGAAGACCUCCUCAACAAGGAUGAGCUCAGCCAGGCUGAAAAGUAUCAGCAGGAGAUCAGCAUGCUGCAGGAGCGUCUCCGGCUGGCCUUGAAGAAGCUUGAGGAGUACGAGUCACGUCUGCAGGCCCAGGAUGAUCAAACGCAGAAGAUGCUGCUGGAGUACCAGGCUCGACUGGAGGAUGCUGAGGAGCGACUGCGCAGGCAGCAAGAAGACAAAGAACUGCAGAUGAAAAGCAUCAUAACCAGGUUAAUGUCUGUCGAGGAGGAGCUGAAAAAAGACCAUGCAGAUAUGCAGGCCAUUGUUGACUCCAAACAGAAGAUCAUUGAAGCACAGGAGAAGCGGAUAGCAUCUCUGGAUGCGGCUAACGCUCGGUUGAUGAGCGCCCUGUCUCAGCUGAAGGAACGCUACAGCAUGCAGACGCGCAACGGCAUCUCACCCACUAACCCCAGCAAACUGCAGAUCACUGAGAACGGCGAGUUCCGCAACAGCAGCAACUGCUAACAAGGGAACCAAACCCUGUCGGGUACAAGGGCUACGGGUAAAAAUAAAGAAAUCUAUAAAUAAAUAAUUAAAAUGAACACACGGUGGAAUACAAUCUGGACUCUCUGGAAUGAAAAGAGACUGGCAGAACUUGUGGGACUUUUUUUGGCUUUAGAAUGACUUUCAGAGUUGGAUGGACAAGUUUUAAUCAGUCUUACAUUUGUUCGUAGUACAAAAUAACCAGAAAACCAGAUGUGUGAAACCUAGUGGUAAGAUCAGCUUUUAUUAGUAGACAUAAUGUCUGUUGUAUGCUUCGUGUUUUUGUAUGAACAAGCCAAGCAAAGACGACAAACUGGGUGACUGAAGCCUGAACUUGGUUAUGAAAGUUUGCUAGUUAGCAGGACGCUAAUAAUACAAAUCUAUUAUUAUUAUUAUUAUUAUUAUUAUUAUUAUUAUUAUUAAUAAUUAUUAUUAUUAUUAUUAUGUCGAAGCACUUUAUUCAAGUGUUUUUGAUUUUAUUUGAUUUCUGAUCGGCCAAAUGGUUCCUUUUUUUGAUGUAUUUGUACAUGUUCAUUCGUUUUCUUUUCUUACAUAUGACAUUGGUUUUUUUUUUUGUUUUUUUGCAUGUCUCAAAGCUACCAGAGCUAACAGUAGCACAAAAACAUAUUUUAUUUUGGUUUUGUUUUGCUUUUGAUUUCAUUUUUUUCCCCUAUUUUUGUACAUAGACUAAUUCGAGUUGAUUUGUAUUGUUGAUGUACAUAAAACAUACACUAUGAUUUGAUUUGAUUUUUUAUUUUAUUUUUUAGCAGAGCAGAGGGGAUAUUUUGUACAGUGUAUAAUUCCUGUUCCUGUUCCUGUGUUCGGUUCCUCAGUUCUGCGUUUAUCGUGUCAGGCUUCUGGCUGUAAAUUCAGGUGCCGCUUUUAGAAACAGCAGUGCUCUGAGAGAACUUUGCGUGAGCGCGUGCGUUCCCUCACUCAUUAUGCUAACCUCGAGCUGUGGCUGUGCUGUGGCGUGGGUAGAGAAAAACAAACAAACAAACAAACAAAAACGCUUAGCAAUGUCGUUCUUGUGUAGGGAGAAUCCAGAAAUCAUUUCCCCUGGAUUUAAUGCUUCAGUUUCGAUCCAUUAUGCACUUUCUAGCAGUAGGAAUUAUGCGCGUUGACCAAAAAACACCCGACAUCUUGCAAUAGAGACUAUCCAUGAACACGCAAAUAGAACGUGUAGCAUUGAAGACGAGUGAGGAAAUAAAGAUGGCGGCAUAUAUAUAUAUAUAUAUAUAUAUAUAUAUAUAUAUAUAUAUAUAUAUAUAUAUAUAUAUAUAUAUAUAUAUAUUCUUCCAGACGUGUAAUAGUUCAUUCUGGUCGUGUUAUUAAAAUGCAGCAUGGCAUGAAUCGCUGUGUCUCUUCUUCAGAGUCGCACCAAGAGUUUUUAGCCAAGGUUGAACUGGAAUUUCUGACGCCUUUUUAAACGGUAUUUAUAUGAGAGAAUGAACAAAAUCAUAGGGGAAAAAACAACAACAACAACAAAAUCACAAAUUGUGGUUUCUUCAACUUUCUGGAUUCUCUAGAAUUCAUUUCCCAAGCUGUAAUUAUGAAUUUGUGUUUUUAUUUUUUUGUAUUUAUGAUUUUUUAAUUUAUCUCCAGGGUCAUUUUAUUUUAUUUAUUUCAAUGUGCAAUUUGUUCGAUUGACCCCGAAGGUUCUAGAGCGUUCGUGUUUAUUAAAGGUGUGAAUGAUGUGAUGGUUUGUCAGGUAGCUGAGAUUCACGAACACUGGAUUCUCAGUAUUGCAGGACUUUCACUGUUCUUCAAAGUGGUCUUAAAAGUGCCCCUUCCGUUCCAUUAAACAUCCUUCCAUCCCUUAACUACUAAGCUCAAAUAUUUUGUUUACAGAGAUAAGAAAUUGUGUUAUAUAUAUACAUACAAAAUAUUAUAAUAAUAAUAAUUAUAUAGUAUAUAAAAAAGAUAUUGCACAUAAGCUUCCUCUAUCCUGUUUCCCAGGUGAAGGCAAUAGUACCACACACACACACACACACACACACAGGCCAUAAUGUAUUCUAGUGAUCCUGUUCUGCCACCUUGUGCACGGUGUCUUCUUUUACAAGGUGAAGCAGGCCAACAGCUUUCUUCGUCUGUUUUCCCCCCUUUCUGGCAUGCAAAAAAAGCUCAACUUUCUUUCUUUUCUUUUUUCUAACAUCUCACAAAGCCUUUUAUAUGUAUGUUUAAGAGUAAAAAAUUUGCUCCAUGUAAAUACAUCAAGAGAAAAAAAGCAAAAUAAACAUACUAGUAUAUGGAGAGUCGUUUGUGUUAAAGAGAAUGUUCAGUGCAAUUAAUGUACAAUUGCUACUAGAAUUAUUAAAGUUUAUUUAGCUAUUUCAA